GUACAUGAACGGAUGAUGCAUGGAGAAGACAGAAGUGACCCAGAUGGAUCAAAUGACGACUCUGAAGUACAUCAAGCCAAAGCUUCUGUACCCAAAGAAACACCUAUUGUGGGUUCGCCAUAUCACAGUAGAAGAAAAGGUAUCUGUCAUGACGUUGUGGGAGGGGACGACCGACGAUGGUUUUGGAAAAACAAACGUGAUAAGACAUGGGAAGAAUUUGAUCAGGCCAACAACGACAAACUGGACAAAAAAUAUCGUAAAGGCAAAACCUAUGCUCAUGUUCUUAUGAACAACAUAUGGCAGCAGGUGACAUUUAGAACACUGGAGAUGCAAACGAUCAAUAAAUACGAUAAAACCUCGGUUAAACGAGCAAGCAGCAAACCAAUAUAUGAAGCGGGGAUAGACAAACGCCAUGCUUCUGAAGAGUUUGAAGAGGGCAGGAGUGAUCCAGACGGAUCUGAUAUCGACAGGGAUGCAAAAUUCAUGGAAGAUCACUCACCAGAAAAAAGAUUCGGCCUCCAUUGUCCAUAUUGGAGUCGCAGCGCCACUGCAUUCCCCGAUGGUAUAGAACGAGUAGCAAAUGACGACUUUCAUCCAUCAAAAUACAUUAUGAAACGGAAAGCUAACAAGGACAGAAAAGGGAGAGUGUGCGUGGAAAAAGAUUUAAUAAAGAGAAGAAAAAACAGAGUUAUAGUCAAGCCUGUCUUUAAAGACCGCUCAAUGGAAGGAGGCAGAAAAAAAGGAUGGAAAAAGACCCAAGUGGCUGAUGGUGAUUUUUCGCCAUCUGAUGACGAUAAUAAGGCAAGAAAACCUGAGAAGAACAGAAAAAGGAAAGUGCCCGAGGAGGACAAUAGGAGAAAGUCAUUCGGCAGACGUGCAAACAAACAAAGCGACAGGAACUCUGUGGCUGAUGACGAUUUUUCUUCAUCUGAUGACUAUGAUAAGGCAAGAAAACCUGACAGGAACAGAAAAAGGAAAGUGUCCAAGAGAGAAAAUACAAGAAAGGCAUUCGGUAGACGUAGAAACAAACAAAGCGACGGUAACUCUGGUAAGGGGGGAAAAGAGAGGGAACAUCGAGACAGACAACACUUUCCUGGAGAGUCACCACCUACUCCGCCUUCUUCUCCACCAUCGGGAUUACCGGAAUUACAAAGCAGUAGCCGUAUGCCAGAUCCUUUCGAAGAAAUAUCCGUUCAGCAUGCAACAAAACAUGGAAACAUUCGUUUGUUGCGAGCAUUAGCGCUGUCGAAAGAGGACCUAAGCAAAUCAGGGCAGUUCUUUCCUCUGCACUCAGCAACGGCACUGGGAUUAAAGAGAACCACGUCUUUCCUGUUACAAUCUGGUUUCGAUUUGGAUGAGAGAAAUGAAUCUGGUCAUACCCCUAUCGAAUGUCUUGACCCAUGCCAGGACAAAGUUUUGUUGAAAUAUAUGAGGAAAGUUGGAGGUUUUGACUCUACUUUCCCACCUGCCACACAUGAACGGCCAGAUGGAUCAAGCAAUACAGAAGGUGUCAACACUGUCAACAUGGAGAGAGUUGAUUUAUCAACAAGAACGGUUUACCUCCCAUCCGCACAGUUCCGAGCUUCAUUCAAGGAGAGAAAUCCGACACGAAAAUUAUUCUUCGUAUCCCCGUUCCUCUCCGAGUACAGCAUGGCGUGCACCUAUCAACUGUAUGGCUUGCUUUAUGUUCUUGGACGAUACAAUGCAGAGGAGGACUUCCGGCGUGUUUUGAAUGAUGUAAUCCUUCCUGAGAGAAGUCUGAUGCAGUGUAAAGAUUGCAGUUCGGGUAUUUUCAAUUUUGAUACCUGGCUCACCGACAGACGAGAGAAACAUAUAGGCUCUGGCCAUGACGUUACAGGUGAGAUACCCCCAUGGAUUAUCCAGCUACUCCAAAGGAAGCCAGAAUUCCGGCCUAACGUUCAUAUUCUCAAUGAUGGUUGGACUCCAAUGCAUUACGCUGUUCUGACCCGCAAUGAUGACUUAGUCAAGCAAUUGUUAGAAAUGGGGGCAGGGUAUCUGAAAAACAAAGCACUGACAUUGCUUCCAAACUUCAUUCUGGAUCAACUGAGAGUUAACAGUGGUUUUGAGUACGAGUAUGUGUAUUGUCACAUUGAAGGAUUCACGCCUCUUAUGCUUGCAACGUUCAUCGGGAAUCAUUCGGCAAUAGCAUUGUUUUUCCGAAACAUUGAAACAAUAAAUCUGUGUACUAGAAACGAUAUAGAUGACACUCUCACCCUGGCGUACUGUGAAGACACAGAACAGAUACUCCUAGACGGUCUUUGUAUGAUUGGGAAGAAACAUUUAUUACAAAACCACCAAGUUGACGUCAACUUGCAACCUCAUUACCGGAAGGAUAACCCGAUGAGACGAAUAUUGUUCGGUUCCUCAAAUGAUGUGUUAGAUGAGAUUGAAGAAGAGUUUUUUACUACGCUAAUAAUUGUGGAGAACAAAGAUAUCAUCAGUGAAUAUCUAAAUACAGAUAAUUCAGAUGCUGUUUCGGAAGAGGAGGAUAAACUCUUAGAAGAAACAAUAGAAUUCUACUCUGAUAGGCUAUGGAGAAGACACAGCUCUCUUAACGCCAUCAUACCAGGACAUAUCUCAUCACUUCCCGAUGGUUGUCAAGGAUAUGACAAGACGAUCAUGGUAGUCUUGCAUAGCACAGACAAAGAAUUAACUCCAUCAUUUGAAAUGCCUUUCCAAGAAAAUCUGUUCAUGAACGGAUCACGUGUUUUAGUUCAUGUUGUUGAAAGUUCCUUUAGAUUCUGUCCAACGACCGUAAGUCCAUUGCAAGUAGGUUGUAGCAUUGAUUACGACCAUUUACGAGCCACGCUUGGAGUAUUUGUAGAAAACUCUCAGAAGAAGGUAGGAGUUUUGACAUGUGGACACACAUUUCUACGUAAGUUUUUUGAUAGCAGUGAUGCCUUCGUUGAUGAAAAAUAUGAUCCAGACAAUUCACCUGUAUUGUUGAACGUUUACAAAAGAAAAACUGAAAAACGCCUGGAAGUUCUUAGAGAAGACAACAAAAUAGGCCCGGACGAUGGCGAUGCUAUGGCCACUACUGAAACUGUCGAUGACGAUGCAAUGGACACGGAGGUCGCGGAAACUUGCGGUUUCGUUAGAAGGCUGUUAUUGCGCCCAGAUCUGGAGGUUGGCAUAGACGCGGCUCUCAUUUUAUUUAAUGUUGAGGACACGGUCCCAUGUAGCCCUCAGCUGCACCUCGAGCAUGCCAUGGCUAAACAGCAGCUUCGCAGUCACAAAGCUGAAAAUAUGGAUGCUACAUUUGCUCGUGGCGAAGAAUUCAACUGCAACAGAACGGUCAAAGUCUUCAAAUGUGGCCUUGGAAGUGGUUUCACUGUUGGAGUCAUUCGUUUCAAUAAAGCUACAGGUCAAAUAAGAUUUAGUGACAGUAGUGGAGAAUUUGAACCAAUGGGAGUCGGUAAUUGUACAUCCAAGCACAUUAUGAAAGGACAGAUCGUGGUACACUCGCUGGCCCCUUCGCAAAUAUUCUUUACCCAAGGCGAUUCAGGAUCCGCUGUGUUCCUUUUCGAGGAAAAUUCUCCUUUGAAAUGCAUUGGAAUGGGUAUAGGUUAUAUGAUAAAAACUACCGUAAGUCUUGUUACUCCAAUACGUCCCCUUUUGGAAGCGCUGUCUGAAGACCAAGACACAACUUACAAACUGUUGGCAUUUACUUCAUAACGUACAGGCUGGUGUUUCAAAGCGAUUGUUCCUUUAUAAUGUCUACGUAAGGAACGUCAUCAAUCCAUGAUAGGACAGCCAACAUUCAUUUAUUGGUAAAACAUCCGUAAACAUUCCGUUAGAGACUGCAUGGCACUUAACGUGUCGUAGAUGUUUAUUUAUCAACAGGAAAAAAAUCUCUAUUGUCAGAUCGUAGAUUAAGCAGCAGCUGAUGUUAUUCUCCUUUCCUUUUUUUAAAUUGUGUAUUUCAUUUUUUGUGCAUUUUUUGAUCUCGUUUCAUCUUUUCGUAUGUAGAUUCCGUUAAUUUUAUCUUCUUUUUUUUUGUUUUUGUUUUUUUUUGUGGCAGUUCCUUUGAUAUGCUUUUUAUGAGACUCACAGUAUCCCAUAACAUAUAUGCUUCAGACACUGUAGUUAUAUCAUUGCCCAGUAUUUUGAUCCGAGACGGAAUGCAUGUAUUGGCCAUCAUAAAAUGUUUAUUUUCGAAUGCACGUCCGAUUAUCUUACUUAAAAUGUAGCUUUCUGAUUUUUUAGCUGGACGAUACUCGAUUACAUGUUGACAAUGUCUGUUGUGAUUUUCUCACCACAAACAAUAUCAAGUCGAUUUAUUCUUAUGUGGUUUUAAUGUUUCAUAGACUUUAUGAGUGUAAUAUUUGUUUUAUUCAAUUGACAAAAUACGUUCCAUAAACUCACUGUGAUAAACUUUAACUUGUGACUUUGUAUUCUUAAUAAUAAAUCAUGUUAAUAUCAGACGUUCGAAAUUAAGCCACACCGAACGAAUUCGGGUGACUUAUUGUUAAUUUUCCGUUUCUUGCUUAUUUUUCCUCUUAUUCUAAAUCUUUUCCAUGGCUUGUUCCGAGCAUAUCUCAUAUACUGCUGAUGUGACUCUCACCAGAGAAUAAUUAUCAUUUCUUUUAUAUUCUUUCUUGUUUACACAUUAAGAUGAAGAAAAAAUAUUUCUUUUAUUAUGUUUAAGGCAUUCAUUUUAUUUUCUUAGAAUUUUUUUAAUUCAAUUUCACUGCUUUAGUCAAAAAUAGGAAAACAGCAUGCCUGGUGCAAAUGUCUAUUUGUCAAAGGUACAGUGUUAGAUGUGUUUGUAGCGAGGAAUUGAUUAUGUCUUUUGUAUUUCUUUAUUCAAUCAUUUAUUUAUUUAUCAAUUUAUCUAUUUGACUAUUUAUCUAUUGUUUUAUUGAUAUAAUGAUGCAGUAGAAUGAGUAAACUCUCCAAUCAAUUAAAAACUUGAGGUGAAACAUAUUUUGUUUUAAGAUUAACUAUUUGCAACAUUAUUAAUUCGGUAAUUAGCACUAUGUCCAGUUUUAUCAAUUUUUCUUCCACAAAGUUAAUCAUGGAAUAUUUUACAUACCAAACAAAAUAUGUGAACGGGUCACUUUAUUAAGUUUUGUAUACAAAGACACCUGGUGAAUUUCGUUAUAUGUAUUUUUUAUCAAAUAACCCUUUUUAUUUAUUUCGCCGGCACUGCACAAAUUACAAAUUUUUGCAACGAUGCCAUGAUUUUAGUCCCAAAAUUUCGCUAUAUGCAUUGUAUAUCAAAUUCAUAAUUUCAGUUUUUUUUUUCAAAUGCAAUUUUCAUGCACAUACCAAAAUACAUGGUACAAAAUAUAUUUUUUGGAGGUAAACAUUGAUGGACAAUAAAAGUACAUAAACAUAAAUUUAUAUAUAUAUACACUCCACUGUAUAUAACAAAAGUUCAGUCCGCCUGAAGAAGCCUGAGAGGGCAGAAAGGCCUUGCGGCAAAGUCUUGUUUUUAUUUAUUUUAUUUAUUUUAUAUAAUUUUAUACUGUAAUUAUAUAUCACUAAACUGUAUUAUACUGGCGUCACGUGAUAUUCUGAUUUCUUAUGUUAAUUUUCUUAGCGUUGCAAUUGCUACUACUGUGAAUAUUGCUGUUGCCAGAAAUACCAGAUUGUAAUGUUAUUCAAUUAUUCCAUUUCAUUCCUGGAAUUUUUUUUUGGUCAAUAUCGUCUUACAUCACAGACGUUCGUUCUAUGUUUGUUGCCAUAAGUAAAUAAAUUCUUGUAUUCUCAAGCUUG
Messenger RNA from Pecten maximus, 5742 nucleotides. RefSeq lists its product as uncharacterized. Gene Ontology annotation, molecular function: protein binding. Lineage: Eukaryota; Metazoa; Mollusca; Bivalvia; Pectinida; Pectinidae. The transcript has 19 exons. The coding region runs from base 13 to 3696 and encodes 1227 amino acids. The record is from RefSeq and is a predicted model, not a curated record.